This is a messenger RNA of Orycteropus afer afer, 1812 nucleotides long. Its product is annotated as deoxynucleoside triphosphate triphosphohydrolase SAMHD1-like. Gene Ontology annotation, molecular function: dGTPase activity; protein binding. Gene Ontology annotation, cellular component: nucleus. The record is from RefSeq and is a predicted model, not a curated record. The transcript is spliced from 16 exons. Lineage: Eukaryota; Metazoa; Chordata; Mammalia; Tubulidentata; Orycteropodidae. The coding region runs from base 7 to 1812 and encodes 601 amino acids. Gene Ontology annotation, biological process: dGTP catabolic process; defense response to virus; regulation of innate immune response.
GUAACUAUGCAGAACAGUAACACAGAGCAUCCUUUCAAGCAGACUAGAUGCGAUGAUACCCCAGAAACCCGGCCAGAUACCCACACUGCAGCGACGGAGAGAUCCCCGGGUCCUGAACUCCACCCUGACCCCAAGACCUGGGACCCGGAGCAGGUGUGCGCCUUCUUACAGCGCAGUGGCUUCAGUGACCCUCUGCUGCAGACACGUUUCCGAGAAAACAAAAUCACAGGUUCGCUACUGCCCUUUCUUGAUGAGUCUCUUCUUGAAAAUCUUGGAGUGAGUUCCUUAGGGGAGAGAAAGACACUGCUUCAUUAUAUCCAAAGACUGAAUCAAAUUCAAGCUGAUACAAUGAAGGUUAUUAAUGAUCCUAUCCAUGGCCACUUUGAGCUCCACCCUCUCCUUAUCCGAAUCAUUGACACACCUCAGUUUCAGCGGCUUCGAUACAUAAAACAGUUGGGAGGCAGUUACUACGUAUUCCCUGGAGCUUCACACAACCGAUUUGAGCACAGUCUGGGGGUAGGGUAUCUAGCAGGAUGUCUAGUUCGUGCGCUGCAUGAAAAACAACCAGAGCUGCAGAUAACUGAGCGGGAUAUGCUCUGUGUUCAGAUUGCGGGGCUCUGUCAUGAUCUAGGUCAUGGACCAUUUUCUCACAUGUUUGAUGGAAGAUUUAUUCCACUUGCUUGCCCAGAGGUAAAAUGGACGCAUGAACAGGGCUCAGUCAAGAUGUUUGAGCACCUAGUUGAUUCUAAUGGACUCAGAGAAGUCAUGGAACACUAUGGUCUCAUCCUUGAAGAAGAUACUUGUUUUAUCAAGGAACAGAUUAUAGGACCACUUGAAUUCUCUAACCAAGAGUCUGUGUGGACAUAUAAAGGGCGUCCUAAAGAGAAAAGCUUCCUCUAUGAGAUUGUGGCUAAUAAAAGAAAUGGCAUUGAUGUGGACAAAUGGGAUUAUUUUGCCAGGGACUGCCAUCAUCUCGGAAUCCAAAAUAAUUUUGAUCACAAGCGCUUUAUCAAGUUUGCCCGUGUCUGUGAAGUAGAUAAGAAGAAACAUAUUUGUACUAGAGAAAAGGAAGUUUGGAAUCUGUAUGACAUGUUCCACACACGCAACUGUUUACAUCGCAGAGCUUACCAACACAAAGUUGGUAACAUCAUUGAAACAAUGAUUACAGAUGCUUUGCUCAAAGCAGACCCCUAUAUAGAAAUUAUAGGUGCUGAAGGAAAAAAAUACCACAUUUCUACAGCAAUUAAUGACAUGGAAGCCUUCACUAAGCUAACAGAUAACAUUUUUCUGGAGAUUUUAUACUCUACUGAUCCCAAAUUGGAUGCAGCACGAGAAAUUUUAAAGAAAAUUGAAUGCCGCAAACUAUACAAGUAUGUGGGUCAAACUCUUCCUCCAGUGGAACAAAAGAUUAAAAGGGAAAUGUAUAAAUGCCUCCCACAUGAGGUUGCUGACGCUAAACCCAAUGUAUUGCUACAAGCUGAACUGAAGGCGGAAGAUUUCAUAGUGGAUGUUAUCAACAUGGAUUAUGGAAUGGAAGAUAAGAAUCCUAUUGAUCAUGUUCACUUCUAUUUCAAGAAUGAUCCCAACAGAGUAAUCAUGAUUCCUAAAGAUCAGGUUUCACAACUUCUGCCUGAGAGAUUUGCUGAACAGCUGAUUCGUGUGUACUGUAAGAAGACAGAUAAGAAGAGUUUAUAUGCUGCACAACAACACUUUGAUCAGUGGUGCUUCACCAGAGGUUUCACAAGGCCACAGAUGUUGGGAGCAGAAGGGGACAAAAAGGAAGGGUCAGAUGUGAGCUGCCCAGUAAAUUGA